Messenger RNA from Magallana angulata, 1598 nucleotides. RefSeq lists its product as uncharacterized. The transcript is spliced from 14 exons. Lineage: Eukaryota; Metazoa; Mollusca; Bivalvia; Ostreida; Ostreidae. Bases 603 to 1466 code for a protein of 287 amino acids. The record is from RefSeq and is a predicted model, not a curated record.
CCCCCCUUAAAACACAAAAACGCUUGAUCUAUUUCUGUCACUCAUAACUGUAUCUACACAUAUGUAUGGAAUUCUGUAAGUUCUUGACAGUCUUGUAAUCCAUGAUUAAUUAAAAUUAAUAAUAAAAAUCUUACUUUGCCUUACAAAUACAAACGUAUUGCAUUGAAAAUGGGUGUUCGUGGAUUGAUGUCUGUGUGUAAAAGUCAAAGGGAAAAUCAUGCUCAUUAGAGAUUAUUUUAUUCGAUAAACAUGUAUAUCUGCAACAUUAAGAAAAAAAAAGGUCGCAUCAACAGUUUCUUUAAUAUCAGCCGUGGAUUAAUUCGGAAAAAAACCCCAAAUGACGUUCUAAUUGCUAUAAUUUUUGCGUCAUAAUGUAUCUGACGUAACAAAAUCAAUAACGUCACAAGAGUUGUUACAAACAAAACACAACAUAUUUUGAGAGAAAGGCAGUCGCUGGAUAUUUGCAGAAGGUAUUUCUAAAUUCCUUAGUUUUAUAUGUAAGAAUACUCCAUCUUUUGUUUUGGACACGAUUGAAUGACAGCGUCAACUGUAAUAAGUGACAAUACAUGUAAAUAUAUAUUUUUCUUAUUUAGAUUAUCGAUAUGGAUCAAAUAGAGCAAAGUUUGGUUGAGAACAAAAGACGUAGAAUUGUAGAACAUGUUCAAGUGGAGUUACUGAAGAGAUUACUUCCACGAAGAAGCCCUCAGAUGGCUAAAAAAGUUAUGCAAAGAAUUCAAGAUCACCACGAGAAGAUGAUGGAGAAUCACAGAGAGCUAUUGAUGGUGAUCAACGAGAAAAAAGGUCAAGAAUUGAAAAAUGUAGAUGUUUUCAACAAGUUAGCGGAAGCGAACGAAAACCGAUUGGAAACCAUUCGAGAAAGCAUGCACAAAGAGAAAAAGGAUAGACUUCUUGAUAAUAUUCUAGUUCACUUAGUGAGAAGUAUAAGAACAAGACGGAAUCCCCAGAUGGCGAGAAAAAUCAUGAUAAUGCUCCAAGAAAACCACACAAAUUUACUGAAACUUCAAGAAGACCUGUUGAUAAAAGUAAAAGAGAGAGAUGACAUGCAUCGCGCCAAGAGAGCGUUUCAGGAAGAAAUGAUGACUAAGAUGAAUGAAAGAAAACUGCUAAAUCAGAUCAAACGACUGGGUUACACAGACCUGAUGAUGUGCCAGGUAGAGAAACCUGAAGAAGAGGGAGACUUUCUGCCUCGGAAAUUAUUCGUGUUUGGAGUGGACACGUUCAGGUGCAAUGCAAAGCUGGAAAAUGAGCUAAAAGUUGAGAAAAGAAAGGAAGUAACCAUGGUAACUGUCGCAAAUAAAAUGGACGAUGGAUGUCAAGUUUCAUCCCCACCGGUCACGUGUUCUGUAGACAACACACGUGAGAGCCUCUCGGCAUCCAAAGAUCAGACCAAAAGAAGCAAGAAGUCAAACUUCGUACGCCGCAUCAAGAAGUUUUUUGGAAUCUGAUAGUCUGCUCCAUUCAGCACCUCUACUCUAACCUACAUGUACCUGUUUGAAAGAAAAAUAAUAAUUGUGUUAUAUCCUGUCAGUGAAUUGCUUAAAAAUUAACAAUUAAUUUAAAAAUAAAUUAAUUCAAUU